Molecule: messenger RNA, 5610 nt
Organism: Hermetia illucens (black soldier fly)
Lineage: Eukaryota; Metazoa; Arthropoda; Insecta; Diptera; Stratiomyidae
Product: small G protein signaling modulator 2-like
Exons: 12
Coding region: 461-3997 (1178 amino acids)
Biological process (GO): activation of GTPase activity
Molecular function (GO): GTPase activator activity
Source: RefSeq, a predicted model, not a curated record
CAUCCAAUAUUACUUUUUGUUUCGUCCGCGACGGUCGACCUCCAUUUUCCUGUCGUGCGAUAAGCCAGCUGGGAAAAAAUAUGUGAAACGGUGGAAAAUUUACUCGGAAAAAACAUGGAAAUUCGGUUGAAAAGUUACCUUUUCUAAUAGUAAAAGUGCGAUAAGCUGAUAGGGCGGAAAUUGCUAGGUUUGUAAUCGCUAACUUCUCACAUCCGGGUUGGGGUUUGCAGGCUAAGUCGUCGUCAUAGUGGAAAACGCGUCAAUUUUCAUAUAUACAAACGCGUUCCAGGAAAAUAUCGAGAAAUUUGUAUAAUUCCUUUUGUGCACUGAAUUCAUGAUUUAAGGUUGCAGUUUGGUGGCAAGUGUUAUCAACUGGUGCAAUUAGGGGUUGGUGCGAGGAAUCACAGAAGGACAAAGUUGAUUCUGAUCGGAAAAAUUCUAACAGAUUUUCCACUACAAUAUGUCGUCGUCCGGACAAACAGGAUUUCUAUUCUUCUUUUUAGACUCGGUAGAAUAUAAAGAGCGCCUAAUAGCUUCCGUCAAAAAGGAGGUUAAACAACUGAUGGAAGAGGCGGUUACUAGAAAAUUUGUACACGAAGAAAGUGGCUCAGUUACAUCACUAUGUGCUGCAGUUGAAGCAUGCCUAAGUCAAGGUCUACGCAGACGAGCCUUAGGCCUCUUUAAAACAUCAUCAACAACAGCUUUGCUACAUAAGGUCGCAAAACACUGCCCGGAAGCUGCCUAUAUUAGUCGCAAAGUCCAGGAUAUUGAAAAUACAGAUCCAAACAAAAGGUCUUCAUCGAGUAGUGAUAGCACGAACAAACCACCAAUUUUGAAAAAGAACAGCAGCAAUUCAGUAACUACGGUUAGUGGACCGCCGGCACAGCCAACUGUUAAAUACCUCUGGAUAAGGUUGGCAUUAUACGAGAAACGCUUAGCGAAAAUCAUCGAACAUUUAGUAACCAAUGCUACCAGAUAUUAUGAGCGGGACUCACUGGUAGCUGAUCCUGAUUAUGGGUCGAUCCUUAGUUCGUUAUUAGUUGGACCAUGCGCCCUAGAUUACUCUAGAGCAAAGACACCAGAUCAUUAUUGGACCGACCCUCAUGCUGAUGAAUUGGUACAACGUCACCGGAUAAGUUCGGGGAAUCCUACGCCACCGACAUGUCGACGGCCUAUACUAAACUUCAAAAGAAGUCUGCACACUAGUUCAGAGGAAGCUAGCACCGGGUCGUUUAAAUCCAGCACAUCUGUUACAGCCAAGGAUUAUGUGGAGUCCUUACAUCAGAAUAGUCGUGUCACUUUGUUGUAUGGAAAGAACAACAUCCUUGUGUUGCCGAAGGACGUCAGCGAGCAAAUGCCAGGAUAUCUAAGCAUUCAUCAAACGGCACAGUCCCUCACAGUCAAAUGGACCCCAAAUCAGUUGAUGAAUGGCUAUACCGAAUGCGAAGUAACUGACAAAAGUUCAUAUUGGGCCUAUGCCCUUAACAUCAACGUCGACGAAAUUGUCUAUGUACAUUGCCAUCAAAUACGUGGCGAGGAUACCGGAGGAACUAUUAUUUUUGUUGGUCAGGAUGGCGUCCAGCAUCCUCCUAUACUUUUCCCUGAAGGUGGACACAUGGCAGCUUUUCUGAGUUGUCUCGAGACAGGUCUCCUACCACACGGACAAUUGGAUCCUCCGCUAUGGUCAACUCGAGGAAUUGGCAAAAUUUUCCCAUGGCCAGCUAAGGGACGCAGGCGUCUCUUAUCAUCGGUUUUAGAAACAAAUGAAGAUCACCCAAUAGAUUAUGUAUUCCGUGUGGUAAAUAAGGGAAACCAUGCAGAUUUUCUGGCUACACAUCAGAUCAUGGAGACUGGUCGCACGAGUCCUAGGCGAACCCAAUUGAGUAGUUGUUCAACGAAUGAAAGUAGCGAUUGUUCGAGUAAGAGCAUGUCCUUAGAUCAAAGUUUGCCUGAUACACCGCAGGUAAGUUUGAGCAACGACACAAAGGUCCUUGAAUACAUUAACUUGUGCUUCCAGGUAGGUGCAAAUCAGACAGCAAGUAUAGCAUUGGUUUGCUCAACAAUGCGCAGACAAAUAAUUUCCAGAGCAUUUUAUGGAUGGUUAGCAUAUUGUAGGCAUCUGUCAACCGUGAGGACACAUUUAAUUGGAUUGGUGAACGGCAGGAUCACCCCAGAAGCUGGUGCUGAAGGAGGACUAACCAAAGAACGAUGGGAGUCUCUCAAUGCAGAUGGGGUUGUAUCCGAUGAUAAAGAAGUUUACCGACUUGUUUAUUAUGGUGGAGUCGAACAUGAGAUACGUAAGGAAGUUUGGCCUUAUUUGCUUGGACACUACAGCUUCGGAAGCACACCAGAAGAACGACAUGAGUUGGAUGAGGCUGCUCGGCACUACUACGAGACCACAAUGGGAGAAUGGUUAGCUGUUGAAGCCAUUGUAAGACAACGAGACAAGGAGAAAACGGCUCAUGCAGUGGCAAAGCUUAGUUCCGAAAGUGGUAGUGGUGGGGACAAAACAAAAGGUGUUGAUGUUGAUGCCGAAAUGGAGAAUGAUGUUUUCGAGGAUAAUGACUUUUCCGAUAUAUCUGAUCCUGUUGAUUAUGAUGUAGAGAAGAAAGAAGAAGUGCCAGCUGAGGAAAUGAAAAAGCCAACGCGUGCAAAUAAGAGUAGUACAGAUUCAGGUAAUGUUCCAGACGAAGACAUCAAAAAUAAUGAAGACGGUCAAGAUGAUAACGAUGCUGAAAUGAAUCCUGAGGAGAUACCAAAAGAAAAAGACAAUGAUGCAGAGAUGAGAAACGUGAGUAAUCAAAACGCAAUUAAUGGCAUCGAAUUGGAACUAAAGGAGAACUGUUUUGGUGAAAAUGAUGGUGUCGCAGCUGCCACUACAACCGGAGGUAAAGAAAAUGUCAGCAACAAAAGUUCCCCUACCACUUCCUCAUACGAAACCGUCGGCAAUGAAUUUAUCGAUACUAAUGAUAUGAAUAAUGGUGAACGUUUGAACAACAUGAAACUUCCAGAAUUUCAGAGCGUGGACGAUAUUCAAAUGGAGCUGACGGAAUAUGAAGAUGAUGCUGGAGCAACGUCAGCACAAGGAAUGGACCAUGAUGAACAACAUUUGCAGCAAUUUACGGCCUCAUCACCUCGGGCUUCAGUUAUUGUUACAAAGGCGUCUAUUGAUGUAGCGAAUUUUGAUAAAGAGGAGGAAGAAGAUGAGAAGACUGCAGUCAUGUCACCAGUUAAGGAAGAAGCUAAUGGAAAUGCAUUGGAUGCAUUACAGGAACCGAAGUCUGCAUGUGUGUCACCAGCUAGUUCAAAUGGAGGAGUUUAUAGCUGUCAACUACUUGAAAAUUUCGGCCUCAACCUGCAUCGUAUUGAAAAGGAUGUUCAGCGUUGUGACCGCAACUAUUGGUACUUUGCAAAUGAGAAUUUAGACAAACUUCGUAAUGUUAUUUGCACCUACAUAUGGGAACAUCUAGACAUCGGUUAUAUGCAGGGCAUGUGUGAUUUGGUAGCACCGCUCCUUGUUAUUUUUGACGAUGAGUCCUUGAGCUACAGUUGCUUCUGCCAUUUGAUGGAGAGAAUGAUUCAGAACUUCCCGAGUGGUUCUGCUAUGGAUAUGCAUUUUUCAAAUAUGAGAUCCCUUAUUCAAAUUUUGGACUCAGAGUUGUAUGAUCUUAUGCAUGCUCAUGGAGAUUACACUCAUUUCUACUUUUGCUAUCGAUGGUUUCUGCUGGAUUUCAAACGAGAACUGGUAUAUGCUGAUGUAUUCUCAACGUGGGAAGUCAUUUGGGCGGCCAAGUACACGGCCAGCUCUCAUUUUGUAUUAUUUUUAGCAUUGGCGCUAUUGGAAACUUAUAGAGAUAUAAUACUAUCAAAUAGUAUGGAUUUUACAGAUGUCAUAAAGUUUUUCAAUGAAAUGGCAGAACGGCACAACACAGCAUCCGUACUGAAAUUAGCAAGAAGUUUAGUCCUUCAAUUGCAAACAAUUAUAGAAAAUAAAUAAAAAGUUAUUUAAAAAAUGAUAUUCACAUCAUUUAAACACACAAUAAUCACAAAAUAUCCAAGUAGAAAAACCUAAAUGAUCUCCAAGGCAAAUAUAAAUACAAUAUUUAUAUUCUUUUUCAUUUUUCCAUAUAUGUUUCUAAAAACACAAAAAUGGCGGAAAGUCUCAUAAAAAAAUAGAGUAAAUAGUCAAAAACCGCAUAUUGGAAAGCAUUAAAUAUUAUUUUCUUCUGUAAAUAAUAAACAUUUCACUUUAACACUAAGAAAGAAAUAUUUUGAAUAUUUUCUCUAUCACUUAUUACAUUUAUGUAUAUUUGAAUUGUUGUUGAUUUAUAAUUAUCUAUAAAUAAUUUUCAGAAUACGUUUACCCAUUAACUUAUUCUAAGGUAAUAUAAUCAGGAACAACAAGAAAAUAAAUGUCUAUGUAUAAAUAUAUUUACAAAAGUUGAUUAGAAAUCUGUAGUGAAAAAAAAGAUAAAAAAUUAUUCAAAUGUUGACUAAUUUCAUAUCAAUCUGAAUAGCAGUAGUGAACCAAUAUUAAAGGAAGAUAAAAGACAUAUUUAUAUCCAACAUUUACAUAUUGCCGUUAUCAGAAUGUCCUUAAAUUGAAACACAUGAAAUUCAAACUGAACUAUCUUUGUGUGAUUUUAGUCUAUUUUAUAAGAAUUAAUAUUAUUUAAAAGAGAAUGGCCAUUGGUAGAAAAAUAUGAGAAUUGUCUGGGUGUGUGUCAAUUAGCGGAUUGAGAAAAACUAUUAUUUUUCUAUGCUUCAAUUUACACAAAUAUUUUUAAAAGGAAUCUGGAAUAAAAACUAAUGGUCCUGAAUGAAUUUUUAAAAUCAUGGUUUAUUUUUAAAAAAUAAAAAAAUAGCACUUUGAUCAAUUACUAGCUUUUAUAUAAAAAAAAAUUGAGAGUUUUCAUCUCAGGUAGUUCAGUUUGAAAGCAAAUGGACAGAUACCUGACCAUUCCCAAUGUGGUUACCUAUUUCUACGAAACUCUAAAUGAAAACAGAAUUUAACAAAAUGCAGAGCAUUAAUAUACUGUGUAACAAAAAGCGCACGUAUAAAACUGUACUGUCAAAGUAUAUACUGCGCACAGUUUGCCAAAGUCGUUGAAUUGCGACAAAUAAAUUCAAACCAAAAUUUAUAUUUAUUGUACUAUUUAAUGGAAUUAUUUUCAAAUUUUUCUAUGUAACUAUAAAUGCAUAUAUACAAAUAUUCAUAUACAAAAAAGAAGGUUAAUUACAAAAUUAUUUUAAAGAAAUAUUUUUAGCGCAAUGCAAAUUUAGUCCACUAUUUAUAAUAUUAUAUAAGCAAAAGCUUAAUAGUUUUAGUUUCUUUUUACAUAAAAAUAAUAUUUUAAUAUUUAUUAUUUUCUUAAAGAGCCUAAUUGAUUAAAUUUGCUAAAAAAUGGUUGAUACUUUUGCACCUAAUGCUUUCAUUUUAUUCAGGAAAUAUUGUUCUAAAAAUGUUUCCUUAAUUUAAAUAAAAAUAGAAAAAAAAGAACAAAAAAUAAAUAGACAAAAUUACUGAAAGGAUCAAAUAGAAGUGGUGACUGUUAGAAACUAAACACUUAAAUAAAUACAUUUUUCUGCUUUAAUUUUUAUUUAAAAUAG